UCACCGGCCAACGUCUUUUCACAUACAAACAACGUGACUGCUGACGGAUAAUAUCUGAGUUCAUUAGCUUGUAGUGGCUGACCAUGCCUGUAACGUCUCGGCUCUAUGGCUCCAGCUGGGGCCGUAUUUGAAAAUAUCGACAUGACAGGAGCAGGCGCACCGCAGACAGCUAUUUCACAUUUCCAUAUAGGUCGACAAUAAGCUCUGAGGCUUCAUGACUUCAUGUGAUUUGUGCUGUUGGGUGUAGUUCUGUUACUGUAUCCUCCUGUGAUCUCCCGCUGCCGCUGCUGGCUCUUCCAGGCAAGAUGAAUGUGAUAGAUCAUGUCCGGGACAUGGCUGCUGCCGGGCUACACUCCAAUGUCCGCUUACUGAGCAGCCUCCUGCUGACUAUGAGCAACAACAACCCGGAGAUGUUUUCCCCAUCACAAAAGUACCAGCUGCUGGUAUACCAUGCAGACUCUCUCUUUCACGAUAAAGAGUAUCGGAAUGCUGUCAGCAAGUACACCAUGGCUCUCCAGCAGAAGAAAUCUUUAACCAAGACCUCUAAAGUCAGACCCUCCACAGGAAAUGCUACUCCUACGCCACAAAAUCAGAGCCUCCCAUCCGAGAUUGAAGUAAAAUACAAAAUGGCAGAGUGCUAUACAAUGCUUAAACAGGACAAAGAUGCUGUUGCCAUAUUAGAUGGAAUUCCUUCCCGACAAAGAACCCCAAAGAUUAACAUGAUGUUAGCCAAUUUGUACAAAAAGGCUGGGCAGGAACGUUCAGCUGUGACCAGUUACAAGGAGGUGUUGAGGCAAUGUCCACUUGCACUCGAUGCCAUUUUAGGUUUGCUGUCCCUCUCUGUAAAAGGUGCAGAAGUAGCAUCUAUGACUUUGAAUGUUAUUCAGAGUAUUCCCAACCUGGAUUGGCUUUCGGCCUGGAUCAAAGCUUAUGCGUUUAUACACACUGGGGACAACACAAGAGCAAUUAAUACAAUCUGUUCUCUGGAAAAGAAAUCUUUGCUGAGAGACAAUGUGGACCUACUGGGAAGUUUAGCAGAUCUCUAUUUUCGAGUAGGUGAUAAUAAAAAUGCCAUCCUGAAAUUUGAGCAAGCUCAGAUGCUGGACCCUUAUCUGAUUAAAGGAAUGGAUAUAUAUGGAUACUUGCUGGCUCGAGAAGGGCGGUUGGAGGAUGUAGAGAGUCUUGGCUGUAGAUUAUUCAACAUAUCUGAUCAGCAUGCGGAGCCAUGGGUGGUUUCCGGGUGUCACAGCUUCUACACUAAGAGACACUCCAGAGCUCUAUAUUUGGGAGCCAAAGCAAUUCAGCUCAACAGCAACAGUGUGCAGGCUCUGUUACUGAAGGGGGCAGCACUGAGAAACAUGGGUAGAGUGCAAGAGGCAAUCAUUCAUUUCCGUGAAGCAAUCCGAUUAGCUCCCUGUCGGCUGGACUGCUGUGAAGGGCUCAUUGAGUGUUAUCUGGCAUCCAACAGUGUCCGGGAAGCUAUGGUAAUGGCCAACAAUGUCUACAAAACUCUGGGAACAAAUGCUCAGACUCUGACUCUGCUGGCAACAGUCUGCCUGGAAGACCCAGUAACUCAAGAAAAGGCAAAAACACUUCUUGACAAAGCUCUUUUACAAAGGCCGGAUUAUAUAAAGGCUGUGGUGAAAAAAGCAGAGCUGCUCAGUCGAGAACAGAAAUAUGAAGAUGGCAUAGCCCUACUGCGAAGUACUCUAGCAAAUCAAAGUGACUGUGUCUUGCAUCGGAUGCUAGGUGAUUUCCUUGUGGCUGUGAAUGAAUUUCAGGAAGCCAUGGACCAGUACAGUAUCGCCCUCAGCUUGGACCCCAAUGAUCAGAAAUCCCUGGAGGGAAUGCAGAAAAUGGAGAAAGAAGAGAGUCCUACGGAUGCCACUCAGGAAGAAGAUGUGGAUGACAUGGAGGGCAGUGGAGAAGAAGGAGACCUGGAAGGCAGUGAUAGUGAAGCUGCCCAAUGGGCAGAUCAGGAACAGUGGUUUGGAAUGCAGUAAAGUAACUGAUGUGGGAAACUGUAUUCUCUUUUAUAAUGUACAGCGCUUGCUCAAAUAACAUCAGGAGUCAGCUGAUCACAUCUGCAGAACCUUGUGCUGUAGAAAUAUCAACCAUUGUUGUUUUCCUUCCUGCUUGUCCCAUCACAUUCUGUGUAGUAUGCUGCAGUAUUGUGUGCUCUGUUUUCUUUUGUUAUUUUUUGUUUUACUUUUUUUGCAGCAAAUUCCAUUGGCUACUAUUGUCCUGUAACAAAAAUUCCUCCAACAGGAACUUCAGAAAACUGGUCCCUCACCUAUAUUCUGAUCAUGUAUGACUUGUGAGUCUCCAGAUUGAUGGCUAUUUCUGGGAGCAGCAGUGGUUGGGGUGCAAUGUAGUUGGCAGCCUGCAACUCUGGGUGUAUCAUUUUACUUAUUGAAAAGAGUAGUCUUUAAAAUACAUGCAUCCCAGCAGAUGUGGUUUUUGUGAGAUAAAUGUAUUUUGUGUGUCUGUGCCUAUUUUUUGUAGGGUUUUUUUUUCCACAUUUAUAUACAACACUUUUUUUUGCUUGCCAGACCAGACCUUUAACUAAUCAUUUUGAUGAAAUACAUAAUCAUGUGUAUAGUCAGUCUUAAAAUUGAAAAGAACAAGAAUUGUGAGUUUGUAUACAAUGUAUACUAAACCUGCUGUACACCAUGAAGUUGCUUUUCUAUUAAAUAAAAGAAAACAUUUUUAA
Pseudophryne corroboree (corroboree frog) is the source of this 2713-nucleotide messenger RNA. RefSeq names its product anaphase promoting complex subunit 7 (gene ANAPC7). The coding region runs from base 306 to 2003 and encodes 565 amino acids. The transcript has 11 exons. NCBI's taxonomy places the organism in Eukaryota, Metazoa, Chordata, Amphibia, Anura, Myobatrachidae. Gene Ontology annotation, molecular function: protein binding. Gene Ontology annotation, cellular component: anaphase-promoting complex. Gene Ontology annotation, biological process: positive regulation of mitotic metaphase/anaphase transition; cell division; protein ubiquitination. The record is from RefSeq and is a predicted model, not a curated record.